This is a messenger RNA of Strigops habroptila (Kakapo), 1318 nucleotides long. Its product is annotated as putative surface-exposed virulence protein BigA. The record is from RefSeq and is a predicted model, not a curated record. NCBI's taxonomy places the organism in Eukaryota, Metazoa, Chordata, Aves, Psittaciformes, Psittacidae. Bases 86 to 1249 code for a protein of 387 amino acids. The transcript has 3 exons.
CAGGGACGUGGUGGCUGUAGGGGACACUGGGGACAGGGAUGUCGUGAUCCCAAGGGACACUGGGGUCACAGAUGCUCCAGACCUUAUGGACGAGGACAUUGGGGACGGGGAUGUCCCAACUAGUGGGGACAAGGAUGUCACCUCCUCAAGGGACAUUGGGGACACAUCCCUAAAGGACACUGGGAAUGGGGGUGUCACCUCCCUGAGGAGUAUUAGGGACGGGGAUGUCCCAUCCCUAAAGGACAUUGGGGACGAGGACAUGGGGGACACCCCGGUCUCUGGGGCUGAGGGGGCCGGGGAUGAUGUCACCAAUGAUGUCACGGCCCCGGGGGGCACCCUCGGCGUCACCCCCGGCUGUGACGUCACCCCCAAUGACGAUGACGUCAUUGGGGGUGACGUCACUUCCCUCGUACUGGGGGGCGGUGACGUCAUCACCCGGGGCGACAUCACUUCCCCCCUCGCCGGUGACGUCAUCACCGGUCAUGACGUCGCUUCCGGCCUUCCGGGGGAGGAGCUCGCCGGUGAUGACCUCAUGCGCGGGGAUGACGUCACCGAUGAUGACAUCACCACAGACGACCCCUGCAGGGCUGCCCGCGCCGAUGAUGUCAUCGCUGACGUCAAGGCAGAGGAAGACGCGGCGGGUGUUGUACCGAGGGGCGCCCCCGCUGAUGACAUCAUCGCCGCCGGUGACAUCAUCGCCACUGAUGAUGUCACUUCCUCCUUGCCAGGAGGCGGUGACCUCUCUGGUGACAUCAUCUGCGCCGACGAGCGCGCUCCGCCUGCUUGGGGUGACGUCACCGAUGAUGUCAUGCCCGAGGAUGACGUCAGUCCCCCCGCCCCCAGUGGUGACGCUGGCCGCGACGUCACUCCCGAGGGUGACGUCAUCGGUGACGUCACCUGGGGCGCCGACCUGGGGGACAUCACCUCCUCCCUGCCCGGCUGCGACGUCGGCCCCGAGGAUGACGUCACGGGUGACGUCAGCCCCGGGGAGGAGCAGCCCCUCCCCGUCCCCAAAGACCCCGCCCGCCCGGGCGAUGACGUCACCGAUGACAUCACUGCCGAGGCGCCCAGAGGGGACGCCCCAGGCGCGCCCCAGGCGCAGACUCCCCCCCCCGGCUGCCCCCUCGUGUUCUUGGCCCUCGUCUGCCUCCUCUUGGCCCUUCUGCUGCUCGCCGGGGUCUUUGCGGCCGCGCAUUACGUCCGGGUCUUCCUCAUCAGCUCCGCGCCCGUCGGCGAGUCCUUCCCAUGAGCUUUUGAGGCGGGAUGAGGAGGGGGGGGGGGUCCGUCCCCCCCCCCAAAUAAAUGACCCCCCUCCCAA